Molecule: messenger RNA, 945 nt
Organism: Bacidia gigantensis
Lineage: Eukaryota; Fungi; Ascomycota; Lecanoromycetes; Lecanorales; Ramalinaceae
Exons: 2
Coding region: 1-945 (314 amino acids)
Molecular function (GO): metallopeptidase activity
Source: RefSeq, a predicted model, not a curated record
AUGACAAUUCUAGGGUUGAGUGCUCAACAGGUCCUCACCAUCUGUUACUUUGUCAUAGCUCAACUCCAAACGAUUCAAGGCCAACAACUACCUUCCGUUUACGGCUAUCCCAUCAACUUCUGCGGUGAUAAAACCUCCCAGGUCCAGAGCGCGUUCCAAGACGCUCUGGAUUGGGUGGAAAGUAAAGUGAUAGACGACGUACAAAAAUCGCGGACUGCAACACAGCAGCGCGAUGCUUUUCUUACUUUCUUCAAAGGUACAAGCCUCUCGCAACAAGUCGGCAACGUCUUCGGUCGAAUGCUCGAAGUGCAAGAUAACGACAACGUAAAUUCGGAUACGUUUCGAAUUUACUGUCUUCGCUAUGACAGUCCAGGCGAUCAGCUGAAGGAUACGUAUCGACAUCUUUGCGAGCUCAAUUCCAAUACGCCGGCAGCACACGUCCAUGGACCUCACACGUUCAAUAUUCUGUUGUGUCCAAAUUUUUUCCAAUUUCCACGUUUUCCGCGGCUCAGGGGAGACUGUCCAACAAUUCAAGGUAACAAAUUGUAUCCAAAUGAUAUAGUUUUGGCAAAGAACCAGCUCGCUAUCAUUGUUCACGAAUUGGCCCACGCUCACGGCAUCAAUCCUUCGCCUGGGGAGAGGGAGAAUUACUUCAUCCAAGACACAGCAGACUUGCACCCAGAUGAUCAGAUCAGGAAUGCUCAGAACUUUGCAUACUAUGCCACUGCUCUCAAGGCAGGGUGUAUCUAUUGGCCCCAGGUAGAUCCGAACGAUCAUACGGAUCUGCGCAGGCUUCUCGACGCAGGUGUUUUAGAUUACAAUAUCGACGAGACAGACGAGGACGGAGAACAAGCCGAGAAUGCGGUAGCAGGAUCAUUGGACGUUUUUGACAUUAAUACCAUCAUUCCUGGAGGUGGUGAUCUACCGGCUGACACGCCGACGUAG